Neurospora crassa OR74A is the source of this 2575-nucleotide messenger RNA. Its product is annotated as MFS peptide transporter. The record is from RefSeq and is a predicted model, not a curated record. The transcript has 3 exons. NCBI's taxonomy places the organism in Eukaryota, Fungi, Ascomycota, Sordariomycetes, Sordariales, Sordariaceae. Bases 419 to 2308 code for a protein of 629 amino acids. Gene Ontology annotation, molecular function: dipeptide transmembrane transporter activity. Gene Ontology annotation, biological process: transmembrane transport. Gene Ontology annotation, cellular component: membrane.
CACCAAUCCAACAAUCCCUUGGCGGAAUCCCGAGAAUUCGAACCAGACCGUGAACGGCAAUUUGGCACUCUACACUACACUACCCACGUACAACAAGUACGAGCUACUGUGGGAGCCAUCCAUGGAUCCCAACGGGCGGGUGCAUAUGUUGUAGAGGUACCUCCCAUGUCCAGCCCGCCCAAUGCAUCAGACAAGGCAAGAGCAAGUGCGACCUCACUGCACCUUCUCUGAGACCAAGCUGAAGUACUCGCUGUAGUGUAAUGGGAGAAUAAGAAGGCUGCCCUCCCUCCCCACUCCUUCCUCGGGUGCUGUCCAGUUUCUCUUGAUUCUUCCCGUCUCGAGAGACUCGUUCACUCGUCGCACCGCGUUCAGGAUCCAUCAGUCUCAAGUUCCACGAGGAUCCUCAUCCACCAUCACCAUGGCGGAGACAAACACCACCAUCCCGACCGUCGCCGGCCCCAUCAGCGAGGUGCGCUCGUCACAAGACGUCAAGGGGCCUCCCGCCUACGCCAACACGGGCCGCGAUAGCCUCAACGGCGGCGAUAUCCACGAAGAAUACCAUGGCCUUGUCCUGCCCACCGAGGAGGAAAAGAAAACCCUCCGCCGUGUGGCCGGCAAAAUGCCUGCCGCAUGUUACUACCUCUGCGCCGUCGAGUUCGCCGAGCGUGCCUCGUACUACGGCUGCUUCCAGGUCUACAAGAACUUCAUCCGUGCUCCCCUGCCCAAGGGUUCCACUACCGGUGCCGCCGUCCUCGACAAGAACGAUACCGCCGGCGCCCUCGGCAAGGGCUCCGUCACUGCCACCGCCAUGACCGAGGCCUUCAAGUUCCUGUCCUACGCCCUUCCCAUCUUCUUCGGCUGGCUCGCUGAUACCAAGUAUGGUCGUUUCCGCAUGAUUUGCCAGGGUGUCGCCAUUUGCGGUGUUGCCCACAUCAUCAUGAUCAUCUCGGCCCUUCCGCCUGUCCUCACCUCGGGUAACGCUAUCGGUCCCUUCGCUCUCUCGCUCUACAUGCUCUCCAUUGGUGCCGCCCAGUUCAAGCCCAACAUUUCGCCCACCGUCAUGGACCAGUCACCCCACAAGGUUGCCCACGUCAUCGAGCAGGACGGCGAGCGCGUCAUUGUCGACCCCGAGGAGUCUCUCAACAGCGUCAUGUUGUGGUUCUAUCUCCUCAUCAACAUCGGUGCCUGCUUCGGCAUCCCUACCACUUACCUGGCCAAGCUUGUCGGUUACUGGGCCGCCUACCUGAUCCCCACCAUUCUCUACCUGCUGCUCCCUCCCCUGCUGUGGUACCUCAACCCCAGACUCGUCAAGCAGCCCCCUGGUGGUUCCGAUUUGGGUAACGUCUUCCGCGUUCUUGGCGACUGCUUCGCUCAUGGUGGCCUUCGCUCCAUCGGCCGCAAGGGUUUCUGGGAGGCUGGCAAGCCCAGCGUUCGCGCUGCCGCUGGUAGCACCAAGGUUUACGGAUAUGAUGAUCAGUUUGUUGAGGAUGUCCGCCGUACUUUCCAGGCUUGCGGCAUCUUCCUCUUCCUUCCCAUCUACUACAUCAACGACGGUGCUCUCGGCGCUGCGGCCAACGCCCUCUCUGCCGGUAUGAGGACCAACGGUGUUCCCAACGAUUUGCUCGACAACCUCAACUCCGUCACUAUCGUCCUUCUUGUUCCUACCAUGAAUCACGUCAUCUACCCUCUCAUGCGAAGAAGGGGUAUCCGCUGGGGUCCCAUCUCGCGCAUGACCUUCGGCUUCGCUCUCUGCACCAUUGGCUCCAUUGGCUUUCCUCUGCUCCAGCACUACGUCUACAAGACCUCUCCUUGCGGCAACCAUGCCACUACCUGCCAGGAGAACUCUCCCGAAGGCGUGGAUGGUCUCUCUUCGGUCUCAUACGGGUACUACGCCAUUCCCAUCAUCAUUACUGCUGCCUCCGAGAUCUUCGUCAACGUUACUGGCUACACCAUUGCCUACUCCCGCUCCCCCAAGAACAUGAAGGGUCUCGUCAGCUCCAUCAACUUGUUCAUGACCGCCAUCAGCGCCGCCAUUGGUCUUGCUACCUCCAGCGCUAUUCAGGAUCCCUACCUUGUCUGGGCCUUCGCCGGCCCUACCAUUGCCGGUGGUGUCUUUACCGUUAUCUUCUGGUUCAUGUUCAAGCACCUCAACAACGAGGAGUUUGUCAUCAACACCGACUUCGGUGACAUGGUGCGGGACUCUGACAACAGCAGUGAUGAGGAGGCCAACAAGCACGGCAUCAAGGGCCAGGAUACCAUUACCCAGGUUCCUGCCCCUCAGCCUGUCACUCUGAAUGAGAAGAACUAAGCAGGAUAUGGCAUUUUCUUUUUGUCGCUUUUACAAUGAUACCACGGUGAAGAAAAAAGGGAAGGGGAUGCAGAGGACUGCUUGGAUACCCAAGACUCGCGAUGAUACCUAAUGUUAUUGAUGGAGUUAUGUAGCCAGUCAGCCAGUUGUGUAUGUACAGCUGCCGUUGGUACGCAUGAUUCAAUGAGCAUCUACAUAGACAAAGAAGUAAUGAUAAACACUGUCAAGACAAUGAUUAGUUCCUGAUUGCAAUGCUUUUGUUGUCGU